Molecule: messenger RNA, 1029 nt
Organism: Xylaria bambusicola
Lineage: Eukaryota; Fungi; Ascomycota; Sordariomycetes; Xylariales; Xylariaceae
Exons: 3
Coding region: 165-863 (232 amino acids)
Source: RefSeq, a predicted model, not a curated record
GUCCACGCCGCGACCUUUUUCUUUCUCAUUUCCCCCCAAAGUUUCCCAGUUUGAGAACGGCCAACCUCAUAUAGCGUACAGGCUUUCCUUACUAUUGAAAGCAGAAAAAUAUAUCACACAUUUCAACAUCUGUUUAACUCCUUCAGAACACGUAGCAAGAAAAGAUGCCAGGAGGUAUCUUAGCCAUCAAGCGAUACCCGGGUGGUACCGAAAAAGAAAUAUCGAAAGUGGCAGAUUGGCUGAGGGGCUCCGAGGCUCUAUAUUCUGAACCCACAGACACAGCGCCCAUGUAUUGCACCAACAAACAACGGUUGGAUCGCGUGUCUGAUAAUCUUUUGGAGAUGUUCAUUAGCGCGAUGUCGUUUCCGCCGCAUGAGACCAUCAUCGGCGCUAUCCGUUUCGAAGAACACUUUCGGAUCGUAAUUCCAAAGGGAUGGCAAGCAGACCUCAUCCCUGUACAUAGGGAUGGAGAGGUCAAGGUUGUUGAUCAAGCGUUUCUCGAUCAAACGGAUGUUGGUCAAACGGAUGUUGGUCAAACGGAUGUUGGUCAAACGGAUGUUGGUCAAACGGAUGUUGGUCAAACGGAUGUUGGUCAAACGGAUAUUGGUCAAACGGAUGUUGGUCAAACGGAUGUUGGUCAAACGGAUGUUGAUCAAGCGUUUCUCGAUCAAACGGAUGUUGGUCAAACGGAUAUUGGUGAAAAGAUCGACUCGGAGCAUUAUGCUCGAUUGGGUAGCGACGCCAAUGUAAAGAUAUUGGGCAGCUUUUUUGGCUUACUAUUUAUGUACCGCUUCGGCAGGGAGGGACAGCUAAGCCUUGGACAACGCAUUAGUGGCUUUUUAGGGAGGGUAUUUCAUCAAUGAUGAAAAAAGGUCUGAUGUUUUGUUGUGAAACUGUUCUAUGGAGAGACAGCUUCAACUAGACACUCUUAGUCAAUAAUCUGUCAUAAUUCGAAUAUUAUGUGAGCACGGGGAGAUAGCUAGUUAGGUUAUCCUUCUUCAUUCAAUGUUACCACGCGUAUUUUAUCGG